AUGUUGACAUCGAAUGUCUUGACUGCCCUGUUGGCACCAGGUGUGCUAUCAUCUGCCUUGCCUGCUCGAAAUCUCAAUGCGCGGGCCGAUUCGAAGCCUCCUGCUCUUCAAGCCAUCCUGAACAACAUUGGCGCCGAUGGGUCUGCUGUUUCUGGAGCAUCUGCAGGCGUUGUGGUAGCAUCCCCAUCUAAAUCGGAUCCCAACUACUUCUAUACCUGGACUCGUGAUGCAGCGUUGACAUAUAAGGUCUUGAUUGAUGAGUUCAUUGCCGGAGAUAGCUCGCUGGAAUCUACCAUCCAGGAUUACAUCUCUGCUCAAGCAAAGCUGCAGACUGUGUCUAACCCAUCUGGUGACUUGUCUGAUGGAUCAGGACUUGCAGAGCCCAAGUAUCACGUGGACUUGACUGCCUUCACAGAGGCUUGGGGCCGUCCUCAGCGUGAUGGACCCGCUCUACGAGCGACAGCUCUGAUUACCUAUGGUAACUACUUGAUUUCGAAGGAAAAGACAUCUGUCGUCAAAUCGAAUAUUUGGCCCAUCGUGCAAAAUGAUCUAAGCUACGUUGCGCAGUACUGGAACCAAACUGGAUUCGAUCUGUGGGAGGAAGUCCAGGGCUCCUCAUUCUUCACUAUUGCCGCACAACACCGCGCGUUGGUGGAGGGCAGCGCAUUUGCCAAGGCGCUGGGAGAGUCCUGCGAGGGAUGUGAUUCCCAGGCACCUCAGGUCCUAUGCUUCCAGCAGUCUUUCUGGAAUGGCAAGGCUGUAGUUUCCAACGUGGCUAACAAUGGCCGAACCGGUCUAGAUGCGAAUUCCGUGCUUACUUCGAUCGGAAACUUCGACCCCAAGGCUCCCUGCGAUGACGUGACCUUCCAGCCUUGCUCUGCUCGCGCCUUGUCGAACCAUAAGCUAUACGUUGACUCAUUCCGUAAGAUCUAUCCCGUGAACAGCGGUAAGGAAGCUGGAAGUGCUGUUGCUGUUGGACGGUAUGCCGAAGACACUUAUAUGGGCGGCAACCCAUGGUAUUUGGCCACCCUGGCAGCGGCCGAGCAAUUGUAUGAUGCUCUUUACCAGUGGAAGCAACAGGGAUCGUUGGACAUCACCGAGACAAGUCUUCCUUUCUUCAAGGAUCUGGUUUCAUCUGCCGCCGCCGGAAAGUAUCCCAGCUCCUCGGAGACUUACACGUCCAUCACUGCCGCGGUCAAAAAAUAUGCCGACGGAUUCAUGGCUGUUGUUAAGGAGCACACGCCCAGCGAUGGAUCUCUCGCUGAGCAAUUCACUCGGGACAACGGCAGCCCGGCCUCUGCUAAGGACUUGACCUGGUCCUACGCGGCGCUCCUGUCUGCUACCCGCCGUGAGGCUGGAACAGUGCCCCCUAGCUGGGGCGCGUCGACUGCCAAUAAGGUGCCCUCAAAGUGUGAGGGCAGCUCGGCCAAGGGAAGUUACACGACACCAUCAGUCGGCCCGUGGUAA
Messenger RNA from Penicillium egyptiacum, 1467 nucleotides. NCBI's taxonomy places the organism in Eukaryota, Fungi, Ascomycota, Eurotiomycetes, Eurotiales, Aspergillaceae. The record is from the annotation of a GenBank genome assembly.